Dendrobium catenatum is the source of this 981-nucleotide messenger RNA. RefSeq names its product ribosome-associated molecular chaperone SSB1-like. Gene Ontology annotation, biological process: protein refolding; cellular response to unfolded protein. Lineage: Eukaryota; Viridiplantae; Streptophyta; Magnoliopsida; Asparagales; Orchidaceae. Bases 1 to 981 code for a protein of 326 amino acids. The record is from RefSeq and is a predicted model, not a curated record. Gene Ontology annotation, cellular component: cytoplasm. Gene Ontology annotation, molecular function: ATP hydrolysis activity; ATP binding; ATP-dependent protein folding chaperone. The transcript has a single exon.
AUGAACUGCAGUCCCAACAACUGCGUCGUCCACCUACACUCCGCCGCCGGCAAAGACUGGUUUCUCCGCCGCCUGUACCCUUUCAGGCGUCAUGUCUCACCCGACGGCACUCGCUACUACGUGAUGACCCAAGCGGAUAACAAGCAAAAGCUCCUUACUCCUGCCCAAGUCAGUACCGUGCAUUUCAAAGAAAAGAAAGCCGACAUGGAAAGCAACACCGGCUGCCGAGUCGAUAAUAUCCUUUUCAUCCUCCCCGCCAGCAGCAACAGCCCCCAGUAUCAAUCACAAGUCUCUGACGCCGCCGCCGCUGCCGGAGCUCACGUUCUGCUUUUCAUCGAAAGACCGGUUCUUGCCGCCGCCUAUUACAACUCUCUCAGUCCCGAACCAAAAACCGUCCUCGUAUUCGAACUCGAUGGUCGCAUUCUUGAAAUCUCUCUGAUCAACGUAGAUUUAGAUCUAAUUGUAAAGGCCGCCGUUUCCGACUUGGGCUGCCCACUUUUCCACGUCCUGCUUACAGAGCUUUCUUCGAAGCUCGAGUUCGACUUCACCAGCGACGUGAAGGCUCUCAUUGACAUCCGAAUGAAAUGCGAGCGCGCCAAGAAUGUCCUCUGUAUGGGCUCGGAUUCCGUGGAGCUUAAGUUUGAGCGACAAGGCAGGGAGGUGAUAGGAACGCUCAGUCGUGGAUCGUUGGUGGAGAUGAAUCUCAACCUUCUGCGCAGCGGAAUCAUGAGGUGCUUAAUGGAUGCCAGAGUCGAGAAAGAAGCCGUGGAUGAGGUCGUGCUCGCCGGAGCUUCCACUAACAUACCGGAGGUCCGACAAGUUCUUCGAGAGUUCUUUCACUGGCAGCCGUUCAGAUGUGAAACAGACCCUGCAAAUGUUAUCCAGUUGAGCGCUCUUGAAUACGUAAGAAUCCUCUCCGAUUUGACUGAUCUCCGUGUGGUAGGCAUUCACAUCGCAGACUUGGGGGUGUUCUCUGUUUGA